This is a messenger RNA of Rangifer tarandus platyrhynchus (Svalbard reindeer), 288 nucleotides long. The record is from the annotation of a GenBank genome assembly. NCBI's taxonomy places the organism in Eukaryota, Metazoa, Chordata, Mammalia, Artiodactyla, Cervidae.
AUGGGCUGCAUGAAAUCAAAGCAAACUUUCCCAUUUCCCACCACACUUGAGAGUGAGAAGAGGCGUGUGAGUGAAGAAAACUUUGUGCCUGAAGAGAAAUUUCUACCCAGGAGACCUUCUCUAGUUAGCGUCAAAGAGGAAGUGGAGGGACCCCCAGGGCCUCAAAUUGUGGUCUUCGAAUUUGCACAGCACCUGUCCCAGGAAAUCUUGAGUGAUGCCUUGCAGCAGUGGGCAGGCAACAACCUCAAGUACUAUGACAUCCCAUAUAUUGAGAGUGAAGGGCCUUGA